AUGCGGAUGCUGCUAGGGAUGCGGUCGGAGCAGGCGGCCCCGUCACCACGCCCCCCGUGGCCGACGCCGGAGCAGGAGAAACCGGAGAAGAGCAGCAUUAGCAACACCCCAACGGCCAUGGUCCCCAAGGUAUGGGUGAAGGGGUCACUCCAUCUGCGCCCAUUUCUCCCACCGAAUGGCACAGCUGUAGCAACGGCGCUCGAACCGGGGCGGAUCUCCGCCCUCCGGCCAUCCCACCACGGGUGCGGCCACAGCGCGUGCACCUCCCCCUGGACGGGUCGACCAAGCCGCUCCUCCCGACGGAGCCGCUGGCCCUCGAGCGCCUUCGCCGCACCACAUCCAGGUGGUCGCCCCGCAGCAGCAGCGGGGGCGCAGUGCCGCCGCCGCUGGCACCGUCAGGAGCCGAGCAACGGUGCGAUCGACUUCAUCCACACCCAUGCCAAGUACGGCUUCGGAGGCCAUGGUGCGGGCUCAGCUGUUGCUGAGAGUGUGAGAGAGAAGAGAGUCCAGCAGCCAGCCGCUCCAUUUGGCCCAAGGCCCAUUUGCACCGAGGCCCAGCCCGCGCUCUCUCUAACCCUAGCCGCCAGAGAUCGAGCCCAUCUCUCCCUCUCGUCCUCCCACAGCGCCGCCUCCCGAUCCCCUCACCCUCUUCCUCUCGUCCUCUCCCUUGCACCGGCCGCCCGCAGCAACCUCCUCCCUCUCGCCGCCUCGCAGCCUUCCGCCGACGCCCUCUCGCCAUCACCACAGCACCUCGUCUCCCUCCUCGAGCCAGAGGAGGAGCCCCGCACCCGUUUCCCCAGCGCCGACCUCCUCCUCGCUCCCAUGGCGUCGCCGCCCGUCAAGCUCCACCGCCGGCGCCCCGAGUCCUCCGCUCCGCCGUGCCUCCUCCCCUCUGCAGGCCCCACCUCCAUGGCCGCCGCGCCUCCCUCUGCAGCACCAGGCCGGAGCCCCAUCGGCCUCCUCGCCGCCGUCGCGCCCCUUCCAUCUCCAGCCACUCCUCUGCAGCUCCUUCCUCCACCACCGCGUCUUGGCCCUGCCCUCGCCGCGCCCUGCUCCCUUCUGCAGGUGUUGCUCCGCCCUGAGCUGCGGUGCGACUAA
This is a messenger RNA of Aegilops tauschii subsp. strangulata, 1098 nucleotides long. NCBI's taxonomy places the organism in Eukaryota, Viridiplantae, Streptophyta, Magnoliopsida, Poales, Poaceae. The record is from RefSeq and is a predicted model, not a curated record.